CCGCUGCCUUCCCAAGAUGCGCGGCGCCCCCUGCCGCCAGCCGGAGGAGCGCAGGGCCCGCUCGCAGGAGGCCGGGAACAUGGCGGGGCAGCCCGCGGCCUCUGGCUCGCCGUCCGCCGACAAGGACGGAAUAGAGCCCAACGUCGUGGCUCGGAUCUCGCAGUGGGCAGACGACCACCUGCGCCUAGUCCGGAACAUCAGCACUGGAAUGGCCAUAGCUGGAAUAAUGUUAUUUCUAAGAAGCAUUCGACUGACAUCAAAAUUUACAAGCUCUUCAGAUAUUCCAGUAGAAUUUAUAAGAAGAAAUGUUAAACUGCGUGGACGAUUACGCCGAAUAACUGAGAAUGGUUUAGAAAUUGAACAUAUACCUAUUACUUUACCUAUUAUAGCUUCAUUGAGAAAAGAGCCACGUGGUGCUUUGCUGGUUAAGUUGGCUGGAGUAGAACUCGCUGAAACUGGGAAGGCAUGGUUACAAAAAGAGCUAAAACCUUCCCAAUUACUAUGGUUCCAACUUCUUGGAAAGGAGAAUUCAGCACUCUUUUGCUAUCUUUUGGUGAAUAAGGGUGGAUAUUUCAGUGUGAAUCUGAAUGAAGAGAUUUUGAGAAGAGGCCUUGGCAAAACUGUUCUUGUUAAAGGGCUUAAAUAUGAUUCUAAAAUCUAUUGGACAGUUCACAGAAACUUACUUAAAGCCGAGUUAACAGCCUUAAAAAAAGGAGAAGGAAUAUGGAAGGAAGACUCUGAAAAAGAAAGUUAUUUGGAAAAAUUCAAAGAUUCCUGGAGAGAAAUAUGGAAAAAGGACAGUUUUUUAAAAAUAACAGGAUCAGAUUUCAACUUGAAAAAAGAAAGUUAUUAUGACAAACUUAAAAGGACUUAUGAAAUAUGGAAAGACAACAUGAACAACUACUCCUUAAUACUGAAGUUCAGAGAACUUAUAAGUCGCAUACACUUUCGUAGAAAAGGGUGAAACGGUCAAGAGAUCUAGAGGUAACUUUCUCCAAAGAGUAAAAUAUGUAAAUAUAUGGACGUUUUUCAUUGACUCAAAAUGGAAGUUUUGCCAAAUGAUCAAAGUGUUAGUCUAAUGGUAUUUAAAUAUUAAAAAGAGAUGAUUAUUAUAAGUAUAAUGUCAGAAUUAAUUUAAACAAAUUAUAAUUAAUGUAAUAUGAUUUGAGGAAAGAUGAAACACUUUAUGAGAAUUUGCCAGGCUGAAUGAUUUACAUAUAUAGUGCUAAUGUGUGAAGAGAAAGUUUAACUCUUCACCACUAUGUCGUUUUUAGUUAUUUUGGGCAGCCAUGUUG
Messenger RNA from Nomascus leucogenys (northern white-cheeked gibbon), 1295 nucleotides. It is a transcript of the gene MISO1, whose product is annotated as mitochondrial inner membrane subdomain organizer 1. Lineage: Eukaryota; Metazoa; Chordata; Mammalia; Primates; Hylobatidae. The record is from RefSeq and is a predicted model, not a curated record.